AUGGCAUUUCGAGCGAGGCCUGUCGCUUUGAUGCGGCUGCGCAUUGGGCUGCGAUUGCCUAUUUACAGGGUUCGUGGACUCGCAACAGUGGCCGAGGGCCCACGACCCUAUGAUGUCGUUGUCAUCGGAGGUGGACAUGCCGGAUCGGAGGCAUGUGCUGCUGCUGCUCGCUCUGGUGCACGUACUGCACUCGUGACCCCCUCGAUAUCGAAUAUCGGCGUGUGUUCGUGCAACCCCAGCUUCGGUGGAAUUGGAAAAGGCACAAUGAUUCGUGAGAUCGAUGCGAUGGAUGGUGUUGCAGGUCGAAUCAUUGACAAGGCUGGAAUCAUGUUCCGAAUGUUGAAUCGUUCAAAGGGUCCUGCGGUCUGGGGUCCGCGCGCGCAAAUCGACCGUACUCUUUAUAACAGGUACAUGACGGAGGAGUUGGUCGGCACGGAGAAUUUGAGUAUUGUGGAAGGCAAGGUUGCCGAUAUUGUGGUUUCCAAGGAAGGGAUUGAGAAUAUUCCAGGCACACAAGGCAAAAUUGUGGGUGUUCGACUUGAAUCCGGGGAGGUUCUUCCAACCGGCCGCGUGGUCAUCACCACGGGAACUUUCUUGGGUGGCGAGAUUCACAUUGGUCUUGAGGCUUACCCCUCCGGUCGCAUGGGCGAGGCUCCUACAUACGGGUUGAGCAAGUCUCUCCGUGAUGCGGGGUUCUCCCUGGGCCGCCUGAAGACUGGCACUCCACCCCGAUUGGACAUGAAGUCCAUUGAUUUCUCGGCUCUGGAAGUCCAACGGGGUGAUUCGCCGCCACAUCCAUUCUCCUACAUGAACAAGACUGUUGAGGUGGGUGAUGAGGGCCAGCUGACAUGCUGGAUGACCCACACCAAUGAGGAGUCGCAUAAGAUUAUCCGUGCGAAUCUGGACAAGUCCAUUCAUAUUCGAGAAACUGUCCGUGGUCCCCGGUAUUGUCCAUCUUUGGAGUCGAAGAUCAUGCGCUUCACAGACAAGACACAACAUCAAGUAUGGCUCGAGCCUGAAGGUUUCGCUCCGAAUGAAGUGAUCUAUCCAAAUGGUAUCUCCAUGACAGUCCCAGCAGAUGCGCAGUACGCCAUGCUGCGGACUAUCCGGGGUCUUGAGAAUGUAACCAUGCUCCAGCCAGGGUAUGGUGUUGAAUACGACUACAUUGAUCCCCGCAAUCUCCGACCCUCGCUAGAAACUAAGCUAAUUAGCGGUCUCUACCUGGCGGGUCAAAUCAACGGUACAACUGGCUACGAGGAGGCAGCUGGCCAGGGUAUCAUUGCGGGUAUGAAUGCCGGUCUGGCAUCCCAAGAGCGCGCUCCUUUGACCUUGACCCGAUCUGACGGAUUCAUCGGUAUCAUGAUUGAUGACCUCAUCACGAAGGGCGUGUCUGAGCCAUACCGCAUGUUUACUAGCCGAAGCGAAUACCGAAUCUCCACACGAUCUGACAACGCUGAUCUCCGCUUGACGCGGAUGGCUCGCGAAGCCGGGGUUGUGUUGGACAAGCGUUGGCGUCAUUUCACCGAUACCGAAGCGCAGAUCCAAGAACUUCAGUCUCUACUUGCCAAUACGAAGCUGUCAGCCACUGCCUGGUCUCGCAAGGGAUUCAAGGUGCGUUCUGAUACUUCUAUCCGUUCUGCGCUUGAAAUUCUGUGUCUGGAUGGCGCAGACAUUAACGCUUUGAUUCCUCACAUCGAGUCUGCUUAUGGAAUUUCAUAUGUUCCCGACUCGUUUGAUCCUGAGAUCCGAACUCGCGUCGCUAUUGAGGGUCGCUACGCGCCGUACCUCAAGCGACAGGAGAAGAUGGCCAGACGGUUCCAGCAGGACGAGAACCUUUUAUUGCCUGCGGACCUUGACUAUAGUACCAUUCACGGUAUCAGCACUGAGGAGAAGCAAGCGCUCCAGCGUGUCAGACCUGUCAGUGUUGGUAUGGCUCGACGAAUCGAGGGAGUGACCCCCGAUGGUGCGCUGCGACUGCUCCUCCAUGUGAGAAAGAUCAGUGGUCUCAACAAGAAUGUCGUCAACGACGAGGAUCCUGCCGUUGCCGAGGUUCUAUCAUCUUCUCCAUGA
This is a messenger RNA of Penicillium malachiteum, 2070 nucleotides long. Its product is annotated as tRNA modification protein MTO1. NCBI's taxonomy places the organism in Eukaryota, Fungi, Ascomycota, Eurotiomycetes, Eurotiales, Aspergillaceae. Bases 1 to 2070 code for a protein of 689 amino acids. Gene Ontology annotation, cellular component: cytosol. The record is from RefSeq and is a predicted model, not a curated record. Gene Ontology annotation, molecular function: flavin adenine dinucleotide binding. The transcript is spliced from 2 exons. Gene Ontology annotation, biological process: tRNA methylation; tRNA wobble uridine modification.